Candoia aspera is the source of this 4196-nucleotide messenger RNA. RefSeq names its product F-box protein 38 (gene FBXO38). The record is from RefSeq and is a predicted model, not a curated record. The transcript is spliced from 23 exons. Gene Ontology annotation, cellular component: cytoplasm; nucleus. Gene Ontology annotation, molecular function: protein binding. Gene Ontology annotation, biological process: protein K48-linked ubiquitination; SCF-dependent proteasomal ubiquitin-dependent protein catabolic process. Bases 139 to 3732 code for a protein of 1197 amino acids. Lineage: Eukaryota; Metazoa; Chordata; Lepidosauria; Squamata; Candoiidae.
GACGGGCAGGAAGCGGAAGUUUUGUGAGGCGGUGGGAGGAAGCGUCUCCUGAGCUCCUCGGAUUAGAGCCUCAAUGAGGGCAGUUUCACUGUAUUUUCUUAGAAGCACAGAACCCUGUAAUCUGCCAAUACUAUCAAAAUGGGGCCUAGACGGAAAAAUGUGAAAGUAUAUUCCACAAACCGGGAAAGCCCUGUAUGCAUCAAAGUUGCUGAGCUGAAAGACUACAUGAAUCAGCUUUCACAUGAAGUGCUUUGCCAUAUAUUUAGGUAUCUUCCCCUGCAGGAUAUCAUGUGCAUGGAAUGCCUGUCCCGGAAGUUAAAGGAAGCUGUCAUCCUGUACCUAAGAGUAGUAAAAGUUGUGGAUCUUUGUGCAGGUCACUGGUGGGAGUACAUGCCCACUGGAUUCACAGAUUCCAGCUUCCUAACCCUGCUGAAGAAAAUGCCAGACAUUGAGCAACUAUAUGGGCUUCAUCCCAGGCACCUUGACAGACGUAGGGUUCGUGGUUAUGAAGCUUUCAGCAUUCCUGGGGUGCUAGAAGCUUUGCAAGCUUGCCCAAAUCUCUUAGGUGUUGAGACUUCCCAUCUGGAACUAGUAGAAGCCAUUUGGACAUACAUGCCCCAAGUUCACAUCCUGGGGAAAUUUCGUAAUCGUAAUGGUGCCUUCCCAAUUCCACCUGAAAAUAAACUGAAAAUACCAAUAGGAGCUAAAAUUCAAACUUUGCACUUAGUAGGAGUUAAUGUCCCUGACAUUCCUUGUAUUCCAAUGCUGAGGCAUCUGUACCUGAAGUGGGUGAGGCUCACCAAACCACAGCCUUUUAAGGAUUUCCUUUGCAUCAGCUUACGCACUUUUGUCAUGAGAAAUUGUGCAGGACCCACAAACUCAUUGAAGUAUGUUCCCCUGGUCACUGGCUUGGCUUCUGCUCGAAACUUGGAACAUCUAGAAUUGGUUCGAGUUCCUUUUCUUGGAGGUCUUAUUCAGCAUGUUGUAGAAGACAGCUGGAGAUCUGGGGGCUUCAGAAAUUUGCACACUAUAGUUCUAGGAGCUUGCAAGAAUGCUUUGGAAGUUGACCUUGGCUACCUCAUCAUAACUGCUGCACGAAGGUUGCAUGAAGUACGAAUCCAGCCUUCCCUAACCAAAGAUGGAGUAUUCUCUGCACUAAAAAUGGCAGAAUUGGAAUUUCCCCAGUUUGAAACACUACAUCUUGGAUAUGUUGAUGAGUUUUUGUUACAGUGUAAAAUGAUCAAUGCAGAUCUAGUGAAGUAUGGAUUAGCUGAUGUGGUUGAAAAUCCAGGCAUUAUCACAGACAUAGGAAUGAAAGCAGUAAAUGAAGUCUUCUCUUCUAUUAAAUAUCUUGUCAUAUACAACUGCCCUCAUCUACAUAAUCCAAGUAGCUGGAUCACAGAUCAUUCAAGAUGGACUCGACUUUUUGAUCUCACCCUGGUGAGAUGCCAUGCAAUAAAACUAGACUCUUUUAGUCAGUUUAUUGAAUUACUGCCAAGCCUGGAGUUUAUCUCUCUGGACCAGAUGUUUCGGGAACCACCCAAGGGUUGUGCCCGUGUAGGUCUGAGUGCAGGUACAGGAAUUGGAGUUUCCUCUGCUUUGGUGAGCAACCAGAACUCCAACAAUGAAAAUGACAACAAUAAUAAUCACCCAAACAAUAAUGCCAAUAUACACCAUAACAACCACCAGCAACCAAAUGAUCAAAAUGAAGAGAAUGAGUUGCGACAGGAGGAACAGAUUGAAGAACAGCAGAAUGCAGCAGACGCACUGAAUGAUAUGGAGGAGGUGGCACAGGAAGAUGGAGUGGCUUUGGUAGAGAGCCACAGUGAACCGAUUGCAACUAAUCAAGCACUUCUUCCCAUGGAAAUUGAUGAAGAACAAGCAGGGGAGCUUGAAGAAGAGAAAAACAGAGACAUAUGGACUGCAGAAACUCCUCUGGGGCCUAGUGGUCUUCAGCCUAAUGUAAAUCUUGCACCUAUUACUGUCCAUGAUUCAGACAGUGAGGAUGAAGAUGAAAACAUGGCAAGCUCAAGAUCCUGUAUCACAAACAGCAUUGCACAAAGUUACUCAGACGGAGAGGAAAGAGUUAGAGAUCCAGUGGAAAUCCAGGAACCCUUAUCAGUGAGUGGUAAAGGCAAAGCUCCACUGCGGAAAAGAUGCAGUGCCAGCCGGGUGAAGCUUUUUCUUUCUGAGGAGAGCAGCUGUGAAAAGGGCUGUCAAGUCACCAGUGAGCAGAUUAAAGCAGAUAUGAAAGCAGCCAGUGAUGUGACAACAGAAAGGAAUAAAAACAAAGAUUGUAACCCAAGCUGUGGUGGGGACACUGGACCUUCAGGAAGCUCGUCCACUGCUGCUUCUCAAAGCCUUGAAGAUGUCAGGAAAGCAUAUAGCUCUAAUGAGUCCCUUUCCACAGCUGCAGAGGAUUCUGGGAAGUGUCUCUGUAGGAGUGAAGAUUCCAGUGAAAGGGAUGAUGAGGAUAAUUCUUUAUGCUCCAGGUGUUCCUGUUACGUGCCCCAGAGUCAGCAAAAGAGAACUAAUGGAGUUUCUGAUGGUGAAUGUCCAUCUACCAGUGGAGCCUGUGGUACAAAUGGGCCAUCUGUGGGAGGAGCAGAAUUUUCUCUGAGAACAUUACCAAAUUCUGAUUCUUCAGGGGAAGCCAGCAAUGAGAGGACUAAUGAGGGAGUCUGUGGGACUGCUAAUGAGGAGAGCAAUAGUUCACAGCAAGCAAGGUUUGAAAUGGAAUACAAUGAAGAUUAUCCCCGUAGACCUUUAACAAGAGCCAGAAGUAGACUUUCCCAUGUGCCUUUGGUGUCUCAGCCAGAAGCAGCCAAACCAAAACCUCGACAUUCAGUGAAGAGAAAACGGACAGCUGAUAAGUCCACAAGCACCAGUGAUCCUGUGAUUGAGGAUGACCACAUCCAGGUUUUGACACUAAAAUCAAAAAACCUUGUUGGAAUCACCUUGACUAACUGUGGCAUAACAGACCUGGUGCUGAAAGACUGCCCUAAAAUGAUGUUCAUUCAUGCCACCAGGUGCCGUGUUCUUAAGCACUUAAAAGUAGAGAAUGCACCUAUUGUCAAUCGAUUUGACUAUGCUCAGUGCAAGAAAUUAAAUAUGGAUCAGGUCCUAGAUCAGAUACUCCGGAUGCCUCCAGAGAGAAAUAGGAUUAUUUACCUUCGUCCAAUGCAGCAGGUUGACACACUGACCCUUGAACAAAAAAUAUUUAGUGGUCCUUACCCAUAUCAUAUCUGUGUCAUUCAUGAAUUUAGUAACCCUCCAAAUGUUCGCAAUAAGGUGCGCAUUCGCAGUUGGAUGGACACGAUAGCAAACAUUAAUCAAGAGCUUAUUAAAUAUGAAUUCUUUCCUGAAGCCACACGAACAGAAGAUGAUCUAAAAAAAUAUACAAAAUAUCCCUGGGGGAGAGAUAUUUACACUUUAGAAGGUGUUGUGGAUGGGGCUCCCUAUUCAAUGAUAACUGAUUUUCCUUGGUUGAGGUCACUGAGGACAGCUGAUCCUAAUGGCUAUGCAAGAUACGAUUUUGAAGAUGAUGAAAAGACUACUAUUUAUGCUCCCCGGAGAAAAGGACAGCUGUCAGCAGAUAUCUGCAUGGAAACGAUAGGUGAAGAGAUCUCAGAACUCCGGCAAAUGAAGAAAGGGGUAUUCCAGCGGGUGGUAGCUAUCUUCAUCCAUUACUGUGAUGUUAAUGGGGAGCCAGUAGAAGACGAUUACAUCUGAACGGAUCCAACUGCGAGCUCUCAGCCCUUCCUGUGUUCUGGCUGGCAUUGCCAGCACAGAAAGCAGAUGGAUUUCCUCCACUGCUCUGGUGCACUGAGAAGUCUUGGAAUUUGUGCGAUUACCCCAACACCUACUGGAAUACUGUGUAGUAAAUAUAUAAGGAGAAGUCGCAGUGAAUACUGAGGACUCUACAUAAAAAAAAUCCUCAUGAAGUUGACUUUAUUUCAUAUGCUUAUAUUAUGAAAUUUAAUUCAAAUUCCAUUUUAAUGAAGGCAAUUAAUUAUGGCAUGGCAAAACGUUUGAAUUUCUUAGCUCAUAUAAUUCAUGGCAGUAUUUUGUUGGUUUGCCAGAAACAAAACCCUACAUAGGCCGUGUUCAGGAGCCACAGGAGUCUUUUAAAUCUGUGCCUUUUUUUCCCCUCUUAAGCAUCUAAGAGUCCAUUCUGAGUAAAUCUGUUGAACAGU